Caenorhabditis briggsae is the source of this 963-nucleotide messenger RNA. NCBI's taxonomy places the organism in Eukaryota, Metazoa, Nematoda, Chromadorea, Rhabditida, Rhabditidae. The record is from RefSeq and is a predicted model, not a curated record. Bases 1 to 963 code for a protein of 320 amino acids. The transcript has 6 exons.
AUGGCACGAGAAGGGACCAGAUAUAUGGUCCGGAAUGGCUACAUUCUUCUGGAAGAUCUAGAAUCCUGGUAUGCUUCUGGAUUCGUCACUCCAGACGACACCGUUCGCAUUUUCAAUUCUAACGGCGAUUCGAAAGCAUUCAAAAUUAGUUCCCUAAUUUUUCUCUACGGAAGUGAGCAUCCAUUUCGACGUGCUUCAAAACUUCUGGAUUCUGAUUAUUCGUCGUCGGAUUCUGAUGAAGAAAGGGCGGGGCCGUCUACAGUACCACCCCCGAAAAAAGUGGGCGGAGCUUUUGAAGCAAAAAGAAAUGACACUGAAAAAGAGCAAAAAAGCGUCCCCCAAAAAGUGGGCGGAGCUUUUGGAGUCAGAAAAGUGUCGACUCCGCCCACAUCUGAGAAGAAGCCAGAAGAAGUUUUGGAAAAAGUGGGCGGAGCUUGUGAAAAAGAAGUUGAUCAUGAUAUUGAAUUAGGAGGCGAGGACAUCCGGACCCAGAGACACACAGAAACUGAAAAAUUGAUGAUUGGAAGAAACAAUCCUUGUGUGGCACUAAUGGAUCCGCCACUCACCACGGAUCGUUUGGAGAUGAUUGGAAAAGACGAAUUGCAAGAUUUCUAUAGAGACAUAAAGCACAAAUUGACGGUUGUUGGAAUAAAAACUGCAAAUUCUAAAUUCGCGAAUUGGAAAUGCGGUUACUGUAGUUCGGAGAAGAAUACGGUAGUUUGUAACACACAACUCGAUGCUUUCAAUCAUGUCUUGAAUAACAAACAUAAGGAAAAUAUGCAAUUCACCGCUCCUGAAUCGGACUUAAAAUUUUGGAAUGAUUGGAUCGAUGAAAUGAAUUUGGGAGCUCCAGAAGAUUCGAUUCGUUAUAAUGAUUAUCCAUUGUUCAAUGCUGAUAAUGAACCCGAAGAGGAUCGAAUUACAGGUAAAGAAGAGGACAUCUGGACACACAAACACACAUAA